Molecule: messenger RNA, 1467 nt
Organism: Zea mays
Lineage: Eukaryota; Viridiplantae; Streptophyta; Magnoliopsida; Poales; Poaceae
Exons: 4
Coding region: 413-1375 (320 amino acids)
Source: RefSeq, marked validated
GGCGGGCGUUCACGGUCUCGCGGACAAAAACCGGGCCGGCCCCCCAUUGUUACGCUUCUUUUCGAGGCCUCGGCGCUGGUACUCCUCUGUCCUCUCCCAGUGUCCCAGACAUCCCACAGGGAGCGUAGUGCUCUGUGCCUGUGGGCUGUGGCGCGGCGCGGUGCCUCGUCACCUCACGCCUCACGCCCCGAACAGAGGCGUCCGUCCGACACCUUCCGCCUCAAGCCGCCGCGCCGUCCCCUGCCCGCGAGCUCAAAAGUCAGAGCCGCACGCAAGAAGCAGAAGCGCCCCGGGGCCGCCGCCAAAGGCUGCGCAGAUUACCUACCCACAGCACUCCCAGUCUCCCACAGCCCAAGCAACAUCCGGUAUCAAUAUCACAAGCUCAAAAGUCAGAGUCGGGAAGGAUCGGAGAAUGGCUGCGCAGGCGGCGCAAUGCAGGGUGAGCGGUGGGGAUGGCGGUGGCGGUGGCAUGAGGACGGUGGAGUGCCUGAGAGGGAGGCUUCUCGCAGAGAGGGUGGCGUCCAAGGCUGCAAAGGAGGAGGCCGACCAACUGGCCAAAAGGCUGGACGAGCUAGAGAGGAAGCUCGCCGACGAGGUCAAGGUGAGGAACAGGGCGGAGCGGAGGCUCAGGAGGGCCAUCAGGAAGCUGGAGUCCCUCAAGGUUCUGGACGUCGGGCUCUCGGACGGCUCCACCGGGUCGCUGUACUCCAACGGACGCUCCGGUCACCAGGCGCCGGAGGCGGAGGUGGGGGCGGAGGCGGAGGAGAGGAACGGCCCUGGCUCGUUGACCACCGAUGGCUCUGCGCCAUCCGCUCCUUCCGGAGACGCCGACAGGGUCGUGUCGUCGGAGGGAUCGUGCACCCAGCUCAACUCGUCCUCCCAGGACGGGAGCUGGUGCUCCGUUGCGUCAGAGCAAUCCCAGCCUGGUCCUUGCAUGGAUCCUGCCGGACACACCACCAACUGCCGUUCGGCGGGGAGCGGCGGCUGUGACCGUGAUUCAGAGAGGCAACACCUCGAUGCAUCAUCCCGUGGCUGUGGCCCAGCUAAACCCGAAGAAGCCGUCAACGAGAGCGACGACACGCUAGCGCUGGUGCUGGUAGAUCCCCAGCUCGUUGCAGCCGCGGCAGGCGGCGGUCCAAGAACGCAGGCAGGAGAGGUCCGCCGUGGCAGGAGUCACGAGGAGGAAGAAGAAGAGGAGAGCGACAGGCUCGCGAUCGUUCUAGCUGAGCCGCAGCGACAGGCCGCCGCUGGGCGCGGCGACGUGGAGUCCGUUCUCCUGGCGCUGCGGCGGGUGAAGGAGCAGCUGCGCUACACCAUCGAGCGGCGGUCGCGGGCGCGGCUCGUCGUCGCCCACCAGGAACUCUACGGCCACUAGCUGUGAGCCGUACGUGUGUGAAUCAUUCGCAGCGCCGCACUGCUGCUGUGCAGCGAUUUUAUAAAUAUAGCUGUCUCGGGGGUCGAUGGAGU